Molecule: messenger RNA, 768 nt
Organism: Umbelopsis ramanniana AG
Lineage: Eukaryota; Fungi; Mucoromycota; Umbelopsidomycetes; Umbelopsidales; Umbelopsidaceae
Exons: 1
Coding region: 45-581 (178 amino acids)
Cellular component (GO): nucleoplasm
Molecular function (GO): nucleic acid binding
Source: RefSeq, a predicted model, not a curated record
GCUUAAGGUGACUUGCAAAAUUUCUGAAUGGGUCAUUUUUUCCAAUGCUGCCCACCAGCCAUACUAAACCCACUAUGGAGCAAUGGACGGUCUACACCAUUCUCCAAGAAUCAUUUUAUCUCAUUAUCGAACAAGUGCCUCCUUAUCAUUUAGAGAAUGAGAUCGUGAGACAAUGCUCUAUGCUUGGCAAGGUUCUAGAGCAUUCACAACUGCAUGACCAUGCCAAUGCGUCCGAUCUCUACAACGUGUUUUUGAUCAAACUGGAUACCAUUGCCAGUGCGAGAAAGGUGAAACGAAAAUUAGACGAUACUGUAUUUUAUGGUGGCCAGAUUCGAGUUUAUUAUGCUCCCGAGCGCGAAAGCGUUCAGGAUACUCGUCGCAAAUUGAACGAGCGACAAAUGGCUGUCCAUCACCACUUGAACCGUCGCCCCACCUCACGAGGUUCAUCCCUUCAGAACCUAUCUUCUGAAACAACUGAGAACCAUGAUAGGAUGCCAACCUCCCUCAUUGGCCCGCAAGUCUACCCUUCCAGCCAAUAUGCAGUGCCAAUGGAAAUGAAGAAACGUCGUCGUAGAAUUUGAAAAAUUUCGUAGUUGAGCUCCUUAUUUUUUUUUUUCACCCCAUUGACACUCAGAAGCAUUUUUUUUUUUCUGGCCAGUAUUGUUUUUAUUUUUUUUUAACUUUCGCCCUUUCUUACAUGCUCCCAAUUGCCUUCUCAUUCCACUGACAUUGCCGACCACUACUCUGGUUUAAGGCACUAGACACAUA